UAACGUUGCAGUUCAUGCACGCCAUUCCAAGGCUGUGUGUAACCCACCAUUUUAAGCCACCGAAAAUCAUGUCGCUGCAGGAGUUUUCGGAUAACUUGUCCACUUUGUCUUACAUUUCACGACGGCGCGUGCCUGCUUGGUUAUAUGACUCAAAGAAAAAGACAUUCAUGGGUCGCACUGCUAUCAGUUGGACUCUAUGUUUGCUAUUUUACCUGACCUACUACACCUUUUUGGCUGGUUUCUUUAUGAGUAUGCUUUUUGUGUUUUUGCGUACGCAAAUUCCGGAGGAUGUACCGGCAAGGACCGGCAUGCAAAAUAUUCUUGGACUAAGGCCAGGGAUCGGAUUCAGGCCAAUGGUCGAUGUCCAAAAGUCGCUAAUUAAAUUUGCAGUAACGGAUCCUCAGGAUUAUUAUUUGUAUACUGAAAAUAUUGAGGCAUUUCUUGAGAAGUAUCGCGCUAUUAAUUCAAAGCCUGAGGACCAAUUUGCAAAUUGUAAUGGCGUGAACAAAGCUCCUGAUAAUCCAGAAAAGGUCUGCAAGUUUCCACUUGAAAAACUUGGUGUUUGUAACAAGGAAAACGGAUAUGGUUACCCUGCUGGAACCCCUUGUGUUAUUUUGAAACUCAAUAAAAUAUUCGGCUGGUUACCGGACAUCAGAAACCCACAAAUGUCGCCCCAUGCAUUGGUAAACUGUACUGGACAAAACCCGGCGGAUGUGGAGAAUCUGCACGAGUUGGACUACUACCCUGGUCUGGAAGUCGACGGAAAGAAGUAUGGUGUGUUCGAGAACGCUUACUUCCCGUAUCUCAACCAACCCGGAUAUCUGGGUCCUCUGGUUGCCGUUCAAUUCAAGUCAUUUACCAAGCAUAUGGUGAUUCUGGUCGAAUGCCAACUGCAAAAUUUGAACAACGCCUUUGAAACGCAACUUACUUUCGAACUGCUGGUCCAGUGAAAUUUCUAGCUUCUCACUUGGCAGCCUGCCAAUCGUUCCGCGCACUGUUGCUCUAAGUUACUUCUGUGUUAAGUAGCUAACGGCGAAGCGUUAUUAGGAUGCAUCGGACGCCUAAUAUCUUUGUUCUAGCAUAUCUGCCUUUAUCCUCUCCAUUUAGAUGACAAGAAUGUUUUUUCUCAAAGUGCACUCUAGUCCUUCGUACUUUUCUCGACUGAGAUCCACUCCAUUUGCCCUUAUUGCAUUUUUAGUCUGGUAUCCGGCUAGUCCAAUUUUAUUUUGACCACCUGUUUUAUGCUACUCUAGUUACCUCGAUUGUAUCAACUUUAUCUGUCAUCGUAUCCUCUUAUUCGUGUUAGACUGUUCCCAUUCAUCGGUACUGCAAUGCAUUUACCUGCCUUGCACAAAUCACAUCCCAAAGGGCCUGUGCUUUUUGCCCCCCCUUUCCCCAGGAGUUUCCUCUGCUACGGAUUCAUCAUAUGUCUAGCUGAAAUAGCGCUGAAUUCACCAGCUAAUUCUAUUACCAUUAGAGUUCUGCUCAAAACGCAGCCAACUUAGUGGUUGCCUACUCUUGAGUAAAUAAGCCGUUAAACCAACCCUGUUUUUGGCCGUGUCUUGUAACAUUGUGGACAUUGCACUGCGCUGCAUAAUCCUUAAGUACACAUUGGCUAUGAUUGUCGGCUUCCACCAUGUCCUAAAAACAUAAAUCCCUAGCUUAAAACCUCAUAAACCAUUGAAAUCCUUACUACUGACGAGUCCGGAAAGGAGAACCUGCAUACCGGUGCCCGUCCGGAUAGGAAUAGCUGUCUGACUGAAUGCGGCAUUCGCCUUACAUCGUCUUCACUUCAGCCCGAUUCAUCAACUAUGGUAUUUGCUCUCAACUGUAGCAUAUCCAAUUGCCCUGUUCCAGGUUACCCUAAAGUAAAUUUUUAAACACGGAUCUUGAGAAUAGGAAACAAAUUUCAUUGGACAGAAGUAGAUAAGUAACAUCUGAGCCGUCGGGGGAGACAGUUUGGCACAGAAAGCGGCGGGUAAAACACAAUGAUACACAGUGGAACGAUGGUUUUAUAGGAUUAAAAAAGCUGAAGCUUAACAUGUCCAGUAAGAUGAGCAUGAUGAACAUACAAACUAUAGC
Molecule: messenger RNA, 2082 nt
Organism: Dicrocoelium dendriticum
Lineage: Eukaryota; Metazoa; Platyhelminthes; Trematoda; Plagiorchiida; Dicrocoeliidae
Source: the annotation of a GenBank genome assembly